UGGUCAUCACAGAUACUUUAUUUGGAGUAAUAAAGAUAAAUACAAACUGAAUGUUUUAAUACUCAGUUUGACCAUGGAAAUAUGUGUAACUUACAUACAGAUGGGUGUACUUAAUGUUACAUCUUGUGUUCAGUGGGUUGGAUAGACACAUUUUAUUUGAACUCUGAAGAGACAAACAGUGAAUGGGCUUCCUUUCCUCUGUGUGUGUGUGUGUGUGUGAGCAUUGUUGACCCUGUCUUGUUAGCACACAGAGGAAGAAGUCUCUGUCAGGCGUCACCUGACCGCCUCAGCUCCACACAGGAAGUGUGUUCGUGAAUUCAACAUGGCUGCUGCUGUCUGCAAAUAGAGGAGUUGUCUUUAGCAAUGAAAUAAUCCGAAUAUUUGGCAAACUGUGACACGGUUGACUCAGUUCAGUGUGUUCCGUGGGUUUUAGACGCUGGUCCCGACAUGGCCCAAUGUCUUCAGUCUGUGCAGGAGUUCGUCCAGGACUCGUUUGUCCCGAUGGUGGCCGUCUUGUGCAGUGAAGAAGCGGAGAGAGUGACUCGCAAGAACAACCUGACUUUCGCCGAGCUCCUGAGGCCUUUCUGCAGACUCACCUCCGAAGGUCAUAUCCGGGAUCCCAACAACCAAGUUCUGGUUGUGAAAAACCUGCGUAUCUGCGUCAACAAUGUGGUGACGACUCCAAACACAGCAUCUUCUGCCCUCAGCCCCGCCCAGUGCCGACUGCUCAACGAAGUAGUGUUAUCCUGCCAGCCGCAGGAGGGCUCGGUGAACAAUGUGCUCACGACGGGAGACUAUCAGCUCAACUUCAGCGAUCAUUGUCUUAAAUCUAGCCUCCCCUGGUACAGUGCCUGGAGAGAAGCACUGUUGGAAAUCAACACCUCCAAGCACUUCACAGCAACCACGCCCUGGUUUGAAACCUACAGGGAGAACUUCCUGCAGUCAAUGCCUGCGUCUGACCACGAGUUCCUCAAUCACUACCUUGCCUGCCUACUUGUAGUGUCUUCCACUGAGGCGGUCCCUGUGGAGCAGUUCCUCAAGCUUUCCCAGGAACAGCACAGGAUUCAGCACAGUGGAGAAUUCACUAACCCCAAGUGGUUUAUCCCCAACACACUCAAGUACUACGUCUUACUGCAUGACAUGAGCGAGGGGGAUGAACAAAGGGCAGAUGCAGUGUAUGAGGACAUGAAACAAAGGUAUGGUUCUCAGGGCUGCUACCUGUUGAAAAUGAACACUCGUACCUUCUCAGCUGAAGACGAGGAACAGAUUCCAGACCCCUGGAGUCAGUACCUGCACAAAAAUAAUCUGCAGAACCAGGAUUUGCUGGAGGAUGUAAGUCCAACUGUGAACAGUGGUGCUGUGGAGAACAAUAUCAGUGCAGGUGAAGUGGACUGCCAUCAGUCAACAGAGAAAGACGCAGUGUCCAACAGCCUGGAGAGCCAUCCUCUCCAGCUGGACACACCGAGCAGCUCUGGGAGCCUGCACACCCUCACUGCUGUCAACACGGACCUGAAGAAAGGUGCAAGAGAUCCAGAGAGUGUGUCAGGAGGAGCAGGGAGCCACGGGGCAUGUCUGACUCUGAAUGACCACGACCACAUCAGACAGUUCAUUCAAGAGUUCACCUUCAGAGGGCUGCUGCCACACAUAGAAAAGAACAUCAGACAGCUUAAUGACCAGCUGGUCUCCAGGAAAGGUUUGAGUCGCUCUCUGUUCACUGCAACUAAGAAGUGGUUUGGUGGAGGGAAAGUUCCAGAGAAGAGCGUCAGUGAACCAAAGAGCACGUUUGGUCUUCUAUAUCCCCCAGAAGCCCCUGAGCUGCAGAUCAGGAAGAUGGCUGACCUGUGCUUCCUGGUUCAGCACUACGAGCUGGCCUACAGCUGUUACCACACUGCCAAGAAAGACUUCCUGUCAGACCAGGCUAUGCUGUAUGCUGCCGGGGCACUGGAAAUGGCUGCGGUAGCGGCCUUUCUGCAGGCUGGAGCUCCCAGACCAUAUCCAGCCCAUUACAUGGACACAGCAAUUCAGACGUACAGAGAUGUCUGCAAGAACAUGGUGUUGGCCGAGCGCUGUGCUUUACUCAGUGCUGAGAUACUCAAAAGUCAGGGCAAAUACUCAGAUGCUGCAACGCUCCUCAUUAAGAUGACCAGUGAGGACUCUGACCUGCGCAGUGCUCUGCUGUUGGAACAGGCUGCCCAUUGCUUCAUUAAUAUGCGUAACCCCAUGGUGCGCAAGUUUGCCUUCCACAUGAUCCUGGCUGGUCAUCGAUUCAGCAAAGCAGGACAGAGGAGGCACGCGUUGCGCUGUUACUGCCAAGCCAUGCAGGUGUACAAGGAGAGGGGCUGGUCUUUGGCAGAGGACCACAUCAACUUCACAAUCGGUCGUCAGUCCUUCACACUUCGACAACCGGAGAAUGCCGUAACAGCCUUCAGACAGAUCCUGACCAACGACAGCAAGCAGACGGCCACACAGCAGGGCGCCUUUCUUAGAGAGUAUCUCUAUGUUUACAAGAGUGUUACAGGGGGAGAUGAAGUCAGCCUUCCCCAGCUGCCUCUGCCCUGCAUCCACAGCUCUGCCACGAGGGUCUACUUCGGACAUGAACGCCGCCUUGCAGAAGGAGAAAAGCAGGCAGCUACUCACGUGUCUCUGGACCAGGAGUACGACCAGGAUUUGGCAGUCAUGUGGUGUCACCUAGAGGAGCAGCUUGUGGCCGCUGCCAAUCGAGGAAUAGUCCCAGUAAACUUCCAGCCCACCCAAUACUGCCUGAACAGCCAGACAGACAACUUGCGCCACCCACUGGCUGUGAUGGAGGAGCCGAUCAUCGUGGAGGUGACUUUCAGGAACCCUCUGAAGGUUCCUCUGGCUCUGUCCAACCUCUCACUCCUUUGGAGCUUCACUGCUGAUGAUGUGUCUUCAUCAAAAGAAAACACAACUGAAGACUUGUCCAUCACCAAUGAGGGGAGCCUGGCUUCAGGGGUAACACAGAAUGACGACAUCAUCAGUACUGAGGUUAUCCUGGAGUUUAAUCUGGGCCCAGAAGAGACCAAACUGGCUCGACUCAGGCUGCUGCCACACAGAACAGGCCAACUGAACAUUGUUGGGGUGGUGUACAACCUAGCUGCAGCCUCCACUGGAGAGACUGCUUCCAGUACUGAAGGUCCGCAGGCAUUGGACUUGAUGGUGGUUCGAGGCAAACAGGACCUGAAGAUCCAAGGCCCUCGACUCAACCAGACCAAAGAGGACAAGAUGUUGGUUCGACACGGUCCUGAUCAACGUCUGGAUCCCAUCAUUACACCACCCAUGCCCCUAUUGGAGGUUUUCUUCCUGCAGUUUCCCACCGCUCUGCUGUGUGGUGAGAUCAGAAAGGCCUACGUUGAGUUCUGUAACGUCAGUGGCGUUGCUCUGUGCGGCCUUCGAGUGGUGUCCACGCAUCCCGAUUUCUUCACCUUUGGCAGCCAGGCCACGACACCCCUCACGCCGCUCAGCCCGACCUCGGCUGAAAACAGCUCGGCCUACAGGAUCUUGGCCACGCCGUCCCAGCCCGGCUCAGUAGCAUCUGAGGUGUUGGUUUCAGCCGAGGAUUUCAGGCAGCCGUCAGGCGUAAUGGUGAUCCCAAUUGAUGGCAGCACACUUCAACCGGGGGAGUCCACCCAGCUGCCCCUCUGGCUCAGAGGACCAGACCAGGAGGGAGUGCAUGAAAUCAAUUUUCUAUUCUACUACGAAAGCACAGAGAAAGGAAACAAAAUCAGCCAUCGGGUGUUACGUCACACAGUGUUUAUCUGUGCUAGUCGCUCUCUGAGCGUGCAGGCGUCUGCCUGCCGCAGCAGCAGUCCUCCACAUCACAGUCUGGAUGACAAAGGCGGCGGUGGAACCCUGGUCUUUCUCGAUGUGGAGAACAUCAAUACGAGUGAAGCUGGCGUGCGCGAGUUUCACAUCGUACAGGUGUCCAGUAGCAGUCAACACUGGCGUCUGCACAAGUGUAUCAACCCGGCCAAAGAUACAGACUGUAAACUAACCAGCAGAGAAAGAGCCAAGCUGUGUUUCAGGGCCACACGAUGCAAACCGCAGCAAGCUACCUCGGGCACCGUGGAGAAAUACACCUUUGCAGACCUGAAUCUGGGAAACGAACGGAUCAUCAGUUCCUCCACACCCUGUGGAGAUUUCUUCUUCCGUGGCUGUCGGAGUUCAGAGUCUCAGCGAGUAGAAACGGCGUCAACCAGGACGCCAUCCGGCAACAAGAGUCAGAGCUGUGUCCCCGCUGAGGACAGAGCCUCUGACAUCACCAACAUUGUCAAGAAGUGUAAUGAGCUGGACCUUAACAUUAUUGUCAUCUGGAAGGCCUAUGUGGUCGAGGACAACAAACAGCUGAUCCUAGAGGGCCAGCUCCAUGUGGCACUGCAGACUAUUGGCAAAGAAGCUAGCUCCUUUACUCCCAAAGAGGAAGCUCAGGAGAUGGUGCUGCUGAAGUUUAAGUCAGAGCUUCCUCCUCCAGUCGUCCUCCCCUCUGCAGAGCUGUCUCAACUCAUCAAAACCAACCUGCACUACCCGGAGACCUACACACAUCCAUUUGUCCAGGAUAGUCUCUGUGUGGUGCCGGUUACUCUGACUCUAUCCAACUGUUCCUUGGCACAAGUGGAUGUCAUCAUUGACUUGCGGCACAAAAGCACCAGCCCGGAGUCUCUGGAGGUCCACAGCUCGUUCACCUGGGUGGGUCAGACCCAGUACAAGCUGCAGCUGAAGCCUCAGGAGGUGCUGUGCCUGACCCUGCGAGCGUGUUUCCUCCAAGCGGGAGUCUACAACCUCAACACGCCACGAGUGUUCGCCAAGCCGGCGGAGCAGGGCGCCAUGUGCGAGACGAGUCAGCAGACAGCUAGUCCUGCUCUCAUAAUCAUCAACAGCGCCUGAGCGGAGCAUCAAGGCCUGCAGACUGGACAUGGACUCUCUGGACAGAGAAACCACUGAAUAGAGUCCAUGUUCAAACAUGACCAUAAAUGUCCUUCUUGAUUAAUACUGGACAACAGGAAAAAUACUGAUGAUUUGUACCAAUUAGUAAAAAUAGAAAAAGGUUUAUUUAAAACAAACCGCUACAGUUUAUAGACAUUGGUGAGCUGUUGUUACAGAUUAAGUGAUCAGACAGUUUAUAGACCUCAGAACUAUUUCGUUUCAUCAGCCAAGCCUCAAAGAGUUUGACUUGCACAUUACUUUUUCUGUACGAGGCCCUCUUAUCAGCGCACAGGUUCACCCUCCUAUCAUUUCACCCCCACCGUACCUCUUCUGUCUCCACCCUUCCGUUUCACCAGCAAAUACCCACUAAUCUAACAACAGCUAGGUCAUCUGGCAGACACGUGCUACUCUUAGACCAGAAUGCUGAGUCUGAUCUACAACCUUAAAGCAAAGUCAGAGGCAAACUUCUGCACGUAUUUUCAACAAGGUGUGUGCCGAUGUCGGGCCACGUCACUUUCUGUGUUUGGUCCUGUUCAGCUGGACUGGCUUUUCCCGCCACACUCGUGGACUGACGCUGUCUGCUGCAACAGAGCAGAACUUUCAGUCUGCGAAUAUGCUGAACUACGUUUCUCCGUAUGGACCGAACAGUAGUUUUGAAGUGUCAGUUACUGUGACACAUUAAUGAGAGCUGUUUACAUCCCGAAUAUUAACACCUGACCUCACAUCACCAUCUUUUCAUCGAGUUCUAGCUACUCCUGAGGACCUUGGCAAGAGGCUGAUGAGUGAACCCCAUUUUACUCCACAUUCUCUGUGUGACUACCCAUAAUGCCUCAUGUGCAUGCAGUUGAUUUUCUAGACUCCAUCCCACCUGAUGAGAACCCCCCCCCACCAG
Molecule: messenger RNA, 5833 nt
Organism: Larimichthys crocea (large yellow croaker)
Lineage: Eukaryota; Metazoa; Chordata; Actinopteri; Sciaenidae
Gene: trappc8
Product: trafficking protein particle complex subunit 8
Exons: 30
Coding region: 448-4902 (1484 amino acids)
Cellular component (GO): TRAPPIII protein complex
Molecular function (GO): protein binding
Source: RefSeq, a predicted model, not a curated record